Messenger RNA from Aureobasidium melanogenum CBS 110374, 2376 nucleotides. Its product is annotated as DNA repair helicase. Gene Ontology annotation, biological process: nucleotide-excision repair; positive regulation of mitotic recombination; transcription by RNA polymerase II. The transcript has 8 exons. The record is from RefSeq and is a predicted model, not a curated record. Bases 1 to 2376 code for a protein of 791 amino acids. Lineage: Eukaryota; Fungi; Ascomycota; Dothideomycetes; Dothideales; Saccotheciaceae. Gene Ontology annotation, molecular function: ATP binding; DNA helicase activity; damaged DNA binding. Gene Ontology annotation, cellular component: nucleus.
AUGAAGUUCAUGAUUGAUGACCUGCCAAUUCUCUUUCCAUACCCCAGAAUCUAUCCAGAACAAUAUGCAUACAUGUGCGAUCUCAAACGCACUCUGGAUGCGGGAGGUCACUGUGUCUUGGAGAUGCCUUCAGGAACUGGAAAAACAGUGACUCUGUUAUCUCUGAUCGUGGCAUAUCAACAGCACUACCCGGAACACCGCAAACUCAUUUACUGCUCGCGUACAAUGUCUGAGAUCGAAAAAGCACUUGCCGAAUUAAAAGCUUUGAUGAAAUAUCGAGCGGAACAACUUGGCUAUGUUGAAGACUUUAGAGGACUGGGUCUUACUUCACGUAAAAAUCUGUGUCUGCAUCCUUCGGUCAAGCGAGAAAAGAGUGGCACCAUCGUCGAUGCCAGAUGUCGUUCCCUCACAGCAGGUUUCGUCAAGGAGAAAAAGGAGAGGGGCGAGGAUGUAGAACUUUGCGUCUACCAUGAGAACCUCGAUCUUCUGGAGCCACACAAUCUGAUCCCGCCAGGUGUCUUCACGUUUGACGAUGUGCUCAAAUAUGGCGAGGAGCAGAAGCAAUGUCCAUACUUUACAGUUCGACGAAUGAUGCCCUUCUGCAACGUUGUCAUCUACUCAUACCACUAUCUACUAGAUCCCAAGAUCGCCGAGCGAGUAUCCAAGGAACUCUCCAAAGACUGCAUUGUCGUUUUCGACGAAGCUCACAACAUCGACAACGUUUGUAUCGAGUCAUUAAGUAUCGACAUUACCGAAGACUCGUUACGGAAGGCUGGAAGAGGUGCAGCAAAUCUGGAGAAGAAAAUCAGCGAGAUGAAGACCACAGAUGCAGCAAAAUUGCAAAACGAAUAUGCAAAGCUUGUGCAAGGUCUUCGAGAUGCGGAUGAAGCAAACGAUGAAGGAGCUUUCAUGAGGAACCCAGCACUGCCGGACGACCUACUCAAAGAAGCCGUGCCAGGAAACAUCCGAAGAGCAGAACACUUUGUUGCUUUUCUCAAACGUUUCGUCGAGUACCUCAAGACUCGCAUGAAAGUACUGCACGUCAUUUCAGAGACACCGCCAUCUUUCCUCCAACACCUUAAAGAGCUCACCUUUAUCGAGAGAAAGCCUUUGCGCUUCUGCGCAGAACGUCUAACAUCUUUGGUAAGGACUCUGGAGCUGCAAAACAUUGAGGACUACCAACCGCUACAAGAAGUCGCCAGUUUCGCUACCUUGGUCGCAACAUACGAAACAGGCUUCCUUCUAAUUCUCGAACCUUAUGAAUCAGAAACCGCCACUGUACCCAAUCCCAUUCUACACUUUACCUGCCUUGAUGCUGCAAUCGCCAUCAAGCCAGUCUUCGACCGCUUCAGCUCGGUGGUCAUUACCUCCGGAACAAUCUCUCCUCUGGAAAUCUACCCAAAGAUGCUCGGCUUCAACACAGUGGUUCAAGAAUCUUACAGUAUGACACUGGCUCGUCGUUCUUUCUUGCCAAUGAUCGUAACCAGGGGAAGCGACCAAGGCGCCAUCUCCUCCUCGUUCACCAUUAGAAACGAUCCAGGUGUCGUCCGCAACUACGGCAACCUCCUCAUCGAAUUCUCAAAAAUCACUCCUGAUGGUAUCGUGGUCUUCUUCCCUUCGUAUCUAUACAUGGAAAGCAUCAUCUCCAUGUGGCAAGGCAUGGGCAUCCUCGACCAAGUCUGGAAACACAAACUCAUCCUCGUCGAAACACCCGACUCGCAAGAGACCUCGCUCGCACUGGAGACCUACCGAACAGCCUGCAGCAACGGCCGCGGCGCAGUCUUGCUAUGUGUCGCCCGCGGCAAAGUCUCCGAAGGCAUAGAUUUCGACCACCACUACGGACGCACUGUGCUUUGCAUCGGCGUCCCCUUCCAAUACACCGAAUCCCGUAUCCUCAAAGCUCGUCUCGAAUUCCUCCGCGAAACGUAUCGGAUUCGCGAAAAUGACUUUUUGAGUUUUGAUGCUAUGAGGCAUGCUGCUCAGUGUUUAGGUCGUGUCUUGAGAGGAAAAGACGAUUAUGGAAUCAUGGUGCUUGCAGAUCGCAGGUUUGGCAAGAAGCGCACCCAGCUUCCGAAGUGGAUUAAUGCUGCUUUACUGGAAGGCGACUCGAAUCUCUCUGUUGAUCAGGCUGUAGCCACAGCAAAACGGUUCCUCAAAAUGAUGAGUAAACCCUUCCCGGCAAAAAUGCAGGAAGGAGUUUCCACAUGGAGUAUUGAGGAUCUGAACCGCCAUAAGGAAAAAGUGGACAAGGAGAGGGCAAGGGAUGAGAGGAAUGCAGGGAUCAGUGGUGAUGCUGUUAUGAGGGAGGCUCACCAGACCGCUGAAGAUGAAUAUGGAGAUUUGGAUGAUGAGGAUAUUAUGCAGGUUGAUGCUUGA